AUGCUCUGGGCCCAUCAAGCAGAUUACUGGCCGAUGAUUCUCUUCUACGGCGGCUGUAUGUUGGCUGAAUUGGCUGUUCGUCAAAGCACACUCGCUGCAUCAACAAACGACAUCUUCUCAGUCGCCAAGACUGGUAAACUAUAUUCUGCUUUGUGCAUCCUGGGUUUCAUCUGUGGUCUCUAUCUGGGCGGCCAACCCAAUCAAGACUAUGAACACGCGCCUGGCUGGGCAAUGCUCUGGUCUCUGAUACCCGAGCACGUCACGCAACCACAAAGAUACUGGUGCAAUUGGGGCUCUCUACUGCUGGUCUGGUCAACAGCCAAUUUUGGCCUCCUGCAGUGUAUCUUUACAACACGCAUUUCUCAGUACUUGGACAAGAUUUCCUUCUCGCUGUAUCUGGUCCAUGGUGUUGUUAUACACACUCUGCAUUACAGUCUACUCGACGCUCUCUGGAAUUUCAUUGGCACAGACACACAUCUAAAGAAGGAGACCGCAUUUUUGGUGUCCGCUGUGGUGGUCACCAUCGUCAUCGUGUGGAUGGCUGAUCUGUUUACACGGCUUGUAGAUGUACCUUCGGUGAAGUUGGCUAGAUGGCUAGAAGGCAAGUGUAUAGUGAAAACACCUGCGAUCAAGGUCGAACCUGCCUGGAGGAACUCAGAUACUAUUGUGUAG
Aureobasidium uvarum is the source of this 672-nucleotide messenger RNA. NCBI's taxonomy places the organism in Eukaryota, Fungi, Ascomycota, Dothideomycetes, Dothideales, Saccotheciaceae. The record is from the annotation of a GenBank genome assembly.